UUGAGAAAUAUGAAAGUUGGAAAAAAGAUGGGAGGUCCCAUGAGUCUUGAGAAGGAUGUUUAUAUGAGGUAUUUUCCAUGAAAGUAAGAUGGAUGGCUCCAAGUUUUUUUCUUUUUUCUUUUCUCCCCUCUGGACAGUUCUUGCUUAAAGGCCCACAACUUUAUACAGAUGAAACUCAUCAUGGAAAAGAUGAAUGAUUGCAUAGAAAUACAAAACAUACCAGCAAGAAUGCCACCAACUAGGGAAUUAACAAACUUUUUUGGUGUUUGUGAUUUCAGUCUAUUUUCAUUAGUCUCUUAGUGACUUUACUAUCACAUUUCUUGGUGUUUGUGUUUUGAGAAUUCAAGGAAAAUCAUCCCUUCUCAGUUUCUUAACUGUGAUCCAAGCCCUCAAGACUUGAUCUUUAUUUGAAGUAGCUUUUCUUGUUUGACUCACCAAAUACCUUGAUUUCAGGAGAUGAUCAUUGAGGAUCUCACAAUAUUGUGUGAAGUUGUGGUGCUUCAAUGGCUAAGAAGAGAAGCUGGUUCUAUCGAGUGAGAAGGUUAUUUACUUCUGACACACAGUCAAGACAAGAAAAGGAAAGGAGAAGAAAAUGGAUGUUUUUUGGAAAGUUUAAGGUCAAGAAUAGAUUGGCCUCCAUUGCAGCUCCAUCAUCACCACUAAGAGAAGAAGCAGAGAAGGAGCAGAGCAAGCAUGCUCUAAGUGUUGCUCUUGCCACUGCUGCUGCUGCUGAGGCAGCUGUUGUAGCUGCUCAGGCUGCGGCCGAGGUGGUUUUGCUCACUGGUGUUCCUCAUUCUAUCAAUGAAUAUGAGAAAGAAACCGACCAUUUAGCCUUCGAAGUUCAAGGUGAUGCCCCUCAUUCCACUCAUCAACAUGCGAGGGGGAUCAAAGAACUGGCUGCCAUCAAAAUUCAAGCUACCUUUAGGGGUUACCUUGCAAGGAAAGCUUUGCGGGCGCUGAAGGGGAUAGUGAAGCUUCAAGCAAUUAUCCGAGGGCGGAACGUGAGACGCCAAGCCAUGACUACUCUAAAAUGCUUGCAAUCCAUUGUAAAUAUCCAGUCACAAGUCUGUGCAAAAAGGAUCCAAAUGGUGGAAGGUGCUUGGACCUGUAGUGAAAAUAAACAGUUAGAAAAUUUGAGUGACAAGAUAAUAAAGAUGGAUAUGAAUAGUGAAAGAAGAUGGGAUAGCAGCCUUCUGACAAAGGAAGAGGCAGUUGCCUCGUUUCUAAGCAAGAAAGAGGCCGCGAUUAAGAGAGAACGGAUAAGAGAAUACUGGUUCAACCGCCGGAAUUCAGCUGAAUCGGAGCGAAGCAAGCCAAGUGGAAGGUGGAGGUACUGGUUAGAUCAAUGGGUGGAUACUCAACUUGUUAAGAGUAAAGAGCUUGAAGAUUUGGACUCAGUUUUAACCUCAAAUCCAAAGCCUGGAGUGGAAUAUAGAGGAAAGCAGAUUAAACUGAGAGGUUUGCAGAGACUGUAUCACCUUGACAGUGUAGAUUCUCCCAUUUCAGCUCCAAGAAAAUCCUUCCAUAGAAAGCAAUGCUCGUUGGGAGAAGACAAUUCCUUUUCUAGAUCUCCUGUGGUUCCAACUUACAUGGCAGCAACUGAAUCUGCCAAGGCAAAAACAAGAUCAAUGAGCUCACCAAAGCUAAGGCCAGGGAGUUUUGAUGCUUACUCUGACAGCUAUUCUCCAUGUAAGAAUAAGCUUUCUCUGAUAUCAUCUACAACUACUGAAGUGCCGAGCAGUGCUAGGUACGGAAGGCCUAGUGCUUAUCAGCAAAGGUCUCCAAGCUUGAAGGGCCUUCCGGGUCCGAUAAAAUGUAACCGGCCAACGUCGAAAGUUCUUAGCUUUGAUUCAGAUUGCUCAUUAAAGACUUGGGAUAAACAAAGUUCCUUUAGAUGACUUCAGACUUGAGUGGUUAAGUGCAAGUAGUUUUGAGUGCAGAUGUAAACACAUACAACUUGAAUGGAUAUAUGUGUGUCUCAUUCAA
This is a messenger RNA of Populus trichocarpa (black cottonwood), 1986 nucleotides long. RefSeq names its product protein IQ-DOMAIN 11. The transcript is spliced from 6 exons. Gene Ontology annotation, molecular function: protein binding. The coding region runs from base 504 to 1898 and encodes 464 amino acids. The record is from RefSeq and is a predicted model, not a curated record. Lineage: Eukaryota; Viridiplantae; Streptophyta; Magnoliopsida; Malpighiales; Salicaceae.